Messenger RNA from Hibiscus syriacus, 839 nucleotides. Its product is annotated as probable WRKY transcription factor 40. The transcript has 4 exons. Gene Ontology annotation, molecular function: sequence-specific DNA binding; DNA-binding transcription factor activity. NCBI's taxonomy places the organism in Eukaryota, Viridiplantae, Streptophyta, Magnoliopsida, Malvales, Malvaceae. Gene Ontology annotation, biological process: regulation of DNA-templated transcription. The coding region runs from base 64 to 837 and encodes 257 amino acids. The record is from RefSeq and is a predicted model, not a curated record.
UUCAGACUUCAAUAAAUCUUCUCUUCUCUCGCCUGUUUUUGUUUCAUCAGUUCAAUCUCAGUGAUGGAAUCAUCAGCUUGGGUGGAUACUAUUAAUCUGGACCUCAACCUCAACCCUUUCCAUCAACCAGACAAAGCCAUGGAUGGAGUUUUGGUGGAGGAACUGAACCGGGUCAGCGCCGAGAACAAGAUGUUAACCGAGAUGCUAGCCGUCCUGAGCCACCACUACAAGGAUCUGCAGAACAAGUUCGUCGAACUGGUCACGGAAAAUGAAUCACCCGCGUCGAAGAAGAGGAAAGCCGGCCAGUGCGAAGACAGCAGCGGCGGCGAUGAAGAUGCGUUUAAAAAGCACAGGGAGUACGUUCAUACCAAGAUUUCAACUUCUUACGUCCGUACAAAUCUUUCUGAUCAGAGCCUGAUCGUGAAAGAUGGAUACCAGUGGAGAAAAUAUGGUCAGAAGGUCACCAAAGAUAACCCUUCUCCCCGAGCAUACUUCAAAUGCUCUUCUUCCCCAACUUGUCCGGUCAAGAAAAAGGUGCAAAGAAGUGUUGAAGAUCCGUCGUUCUUGGUGGCUACUUACGAAGGAGUGCACAACCAUGCACAGCCUUCUGCCGGUACAACAAAUGGAGCUCUCCCCGGAACUCUUGGCUUGACGCAAUCGGAUGGACAUGGCGGUGGUGCCAGAAAGCUAGCCGGAGAAACCAAUGCACCUACGAUACAACAGAUUCUGGUCCAACAGAUGGCGGCUUCUUUGACGAGAAACCCGAAUUUCACAGCGGCACUUGCGGCGGCCAUUUCGGGGAGAGCUGCAGACCAGAACGGGAUAAAAAAGUGUUGAAA